Nomascus leucogenys (northern white-cheeked gibbon) is the source of this 2265-nucleotide messenger RNA. RefSeq names its product disintegrin and metalloproteinase domain-containing protein 5. Gene Ontology annotation, biological process: cell adhesion; proteolysis; binding of sperm to zona pellucida. Lineage: Eukaryota; Metazoa; Chordata; Mammalia; Primates; Hylobatidae. The transcript is spliced from 20 exons. Gene Ontology annotation, cellular component: plasma membrane. Gene Ontology annotation, molecular function: metalloendopeptidase activity. The coding region runs from base 1 to 2265 and encodes 754 amino acids. The record is from RefSeq and is a predicted model, not a curated record.
AUGUUCCUUCUUCUGGUGCUUCUCACUGGACUUGGUGGGAUGCAUGCAGACCUCAAUCCUCAUAAAAUCUUCCUGCAGACCACAAUUCCAGAGAAGAUUUCAUCAUCGGAUGCAAAAACAGAUCCAGAACAUAAUGUUGUUUACAUGAUUACAAUAGAAGGAAAGCCAUAUUUUGUCCGUCUCAAAAAGCAAUCAAUUUUAUCUUCAGCUUCUGUUAUUAAUUCUUAUGACAAAAAUGACAUCCGUCAUUCCAAACCUCUGCUAGUUCAGAUGGAUUGCAAUUAUAAUGGAUAUGCUGUGGGUAUUCCAAAUUCUCUUGUGACUCUCAGCAUAUGUUCAGGACUCAGGGGAACAAUGCAACUGAAAAACAUCUCAUAUGGAAUUGAACCAAUGGAGGCUGUAUCAGGAUUUAUACACAAGAUUUAUGAAGAAAAAUAUGCUGACACUAAUAUUCUCUUAGAAGAAAAUGACACUUAUUCUUGGUUUAAUUCAGAGUAUCAAGUCAGAAAAAGUUCAGAAAAAACUGACUUUAUUAAGUUGUUUCCUCGAUAUAUUGAAAUGCAUAUUGUUGUGGACAAAAAUCUGUUUGAUUACAUGGGCUCUGAUAUAAACGCUGUAACGCAGAAGGUUAUUCAGAUAAUUGGCCUUGUUAACACUAUGCUUACCCAGUUACAAUUGACUGUUAUGAUAUCUUCAAUUGAAAUCUGGUCAAAUAAAAACAAAAUUUCUACUACAGGGCAUGCUGAAGAUGUAUUGUUACAAUUUUUUGAAUGGAAAAAGGACCAUCUUAACUUGAAACCACAUCAAAUUGCAUGCUUACUUUUCUACAGGAAACUUCCCACCUUAAUAGGAGCCACAUUUCCUGGGCAAGUAUGUAAUAAGGAUUUUGCUGCUGCAGUUGCUCUGUAUACAGAGGGUUUAUCCUUGGAGUCAUAUACUGUCAUUAUUGUUCAGUUGCUUGGCCUUAAUCUGGGAUUAACUUAUGACAAAACUGACACCUGCCAUUGUUCAGAAGAUGUUUGCACAAUGACGCCAAAAGCAGUGUACUCUGGUGGUGUAAAGGAUUUUAGCAUCUGUAGCUUGGAUGACUUCAAAUAUAUUUCUUCUCAUAAUGGCCUUACAUGUCUUCAGACAAACCCUCUUGAAAUGCCAACCUACACACAAAGGAGAAUAUGUGGCAAUGGAUUGUUAGAAGGAGGUGAAGAAUGUGAUUGUGGCACUAAAGACAAUUGUACACAUAAAUUAUGCUGUGAUCCUUCAACAUGUAGAAUGAAAGGUAAUGUGCAAUGUGGUUCCGGAGAUUGCUGUUCGAAAGAUUGCAAGCUCAAACCGGCUAAUACGAUUUGUAGGAAAUCAGUUGAUAAAGAAUGUGAUUUCACUGAAUUUUGCAAUGGGGACCUUCCAUACUGUUUGCCUGACACUUAUGUACGUGAUGGAGAAUAUUGUGAUUCGGGUGGAGCCUUCUGUUUCCAAGGAAAGUGUCGGACUUUUGACAAACAAUGUGAUGAUUUAAUCGGAAGAGGUUCAAGAGGUGCUCCGAUUUUCUGUUAUGAUGAAAUUAAUACCAGAGGAGACAAUUUUGGAAACUGUGGCACUGCAUAUUGUCUUUUUCAACAUAUUCUAUGUGGAAAAUUAGUCUGUACAUGGGAACACAGAGACUUAAUAUCACGUCCAAAUUUAUCUGUGAUUUAUGCACAUGUACGAGACCAAACAUGUGUGUCUACAUACCUACCAAGGAGAACGCCACCUCCAGUAAAUUCACAUAUUUCAGUCACAUCAUAUUAUUCAGUUGAAGACAGAGAUGAAACAUUUGUACAAGAUGGUUCUGUGUGUGGUCCUGAUAUGUAUUGUUUCAAAACGCGUUGUAAACAUGUUAGAUUCCUGAUGAAUUUUAAAUUGUGUAAUGCUUCUGAUCAUUGUAAUCGUCAUGGAGUUUGCAACAAUUUUAACCAUUGCCAUUGUGAAAAGGGAUAUAAUCCUCCUUACUGCAAACCAAAGCAAGGAGCAUUUGGAAGUACUGAUGAUGGACACUUAGUACCACCAACUGAGAAAAGUUACAUGGAGGAGGGAAGACAUGCCACUUUUCAAAAACAACGGUUUCAACUCAUUUUCUACAUUUCUCUACCUGUGCUUCUUAUUACUACUGCCAUUUUAAUAAAACGGAAAAAAUUGAGAGAGCUAUGCUAUAGAGGGGAAACUGAAAGUGACAGCUCUAUGUCAGAAGAAAGCAGCAGUAACAGCAAGUCAUCCCUCAGUGAAAGGUGA